This is a messenger RNA of Cannabis sativa, 785 nucleotides long. RefSeq lists its product as uncharacterized. The record is from RefSeq and is a predicted model, not a curated record. Bases 221 to 646 code for a protein of 141 amino acids. The transcript has 2 exons. Lineage: Eukaryota; Viridiplantae; Streptophyta; Magnoliopsida; Rosales; Cannabaceae.
AUGCCAAUCAUACAUUAUAUCUUUCAACGGCUAUAUUUCUUUCAUUCCCAAUUUAUUUAAAUUAUUCCAAUAUUCCUUCAUUUUCGCCUCUAUUAUAAUUUCCAACGGUCUAUUUUCUACUUACUAAACUAUAAUCCAAACACUAAGUUCAUAUAAACCCAAAUCUACACAUUUUUCACAAUUACAUUUCAUAAACUCUUAAAUCUCUCUCUCUCUGAAAAUGGAUUCCGAUAACAGUAAAGUUCAACAUGUGACAAAGAAGUCAUCAGAUGAGCUGCUCAGAAAGUUUGCCGAUGAUGAUGAAUCUCCGGCGAAGAGCAAAGAGCUUGUUCGGGCAAAACGACGACGUAAGAGCCGAGAAGGUAAAGAGAACGAUGACUGUGAGAGCCCAUCAUCAAAUGGGCAAACCUCCAAAUUGGGAGAGAGAAGGUCCCUGCUUCCGUCUCCGGCGCCGGCGAGGAAGUCGGCUGUAUUGAGGCAGCUCGGGAUUAAUGGCAGGGUACGACUCAAGGGAAGGGACAUUAGGCAUAAGUCCCUAUUUGGAACCAUUGAAAAGACAUGGAGAAGGACCAUAGAAGGAGCGUCCAAGGUCUUUAUGGAGAAGCAUUACAAUCGUCACAAGCGUCUCAUAAACGACAUCGUUUAAAUCAUAUUAUAUAGUCCUUAAGUGAGUAGGCCUUUUACUCAAUUUGUAUACCAUCUUAACAUCAACUUUAUAUUUUAGUCAUUCUUUAUUAUUUUUGUAAUUUUUUCUACUUAAUAAGAAAUUAAUUUCCUGAGUAUCA